Calypte anna (Anna's hummingbird) is the source of this 1312-nucleotide messenger RNA. RefSeq names its product armadillo repeat containing 7 (gene ARMC7). The transcript is spliced from 3 exons. The coding region runs from base 84 to 632 and encodes 182 amino acids. The record is from RefSeq and is a predicted model, not a curated record. Gene Ontology annotation, molecular function: protein binding. Lineage: Eukaryota; Metazoa; Chordata; Aves; Apodiformes; Trochilidae.
GGGAGAGCCUGGGCGAGUGUCUGACAGGCACUGGCUGUCCGUAGCCGCUGAGCUUGGGGCAUCUUGUCCCCGGUGUGUCCGGGAUGGAGCUGGGUCGGCUGGAGUACCUGCAGGCCCUGGUCACCGAGUUCCAGGUGACGGACAGCCCAGAGGCCAAGGAGCAGGUCCUGGCCAACCUGGCCAACUUCGCCUACGAUCCCAAAAACUACGAAUACCUCCGUCAGCUCCAGGUCCUGGAUCUGUUCCUUGACGCGCUCACCGAAGACAACGAAUCCCUGGUGGAAUUUGCCAUUGGAGGUCUUUGCAACCUGUGCCUGGAUAAAACCAACAAAGACUACAUCCUGGAGGCAAACGGGGUGGAGCCCAUCAUCAACUGCCUCUCCAGCUCCAACGAGGAGACAGUCAUGUCAGCUGUCACCACCCUGAUGUACCUGACCACCACACAGUCGCGCCAGCAGACGACAGCUCUCCCUGUGGUGGAGUGCAUGCUUCGCUUCUCUCUCUCAGCCAGCAGGAGACUAAGCAACCUGGCAACCAUCUUUCUGGAGGAUUACUGCACUCCACUGCAAGUGGAAGAGGCCAAGAAUCUAAGCAAACACACAGCGGUGGGGAUUCCCCUCCCCAAGGACUGAAGCUGUCAGAGCAGCGUGGAGCUGUUUUCCCAGGCCUCUGCUUUCUGCUCAGCAGGGCAAGACUGUGUCAAAAACAACACUGAAAAGAGAAAUUGGUCAUGCCAGCACUGGUUUUAGUUAAUAAAGAGGCUGGUAUGGCACUACCAUGUCAGGCCAAGCACACAGCUAAAACUGCAAGCAAGUAUUUAAAACAAAACAGAUCGUGACAGGUUGCCAAGUACAGCCUAGCACCCAGCUUUGACAAAUAACCCUUCCCAGAAACUGGAGGUUUUUCUGCUUAGGUUAUUGGGCAGCUUAUAUCCAGCUCCAGUUCCUGGCUGGUCUUGCUGCAGCUCUCCUCUUCAGUGUCAACUCAAAUGACUUUGCAAUAUCACAUAAACUGUUCUUCCUGCUCAAGAAAGAAGGUGCUUCCCUGCCAUGGCAGUUUGCAAUCUCACUGUGCCCCUCUGGUACUAAAUACUCCAUCCUAUCAUCAUGGCAUAGGCAUCUAGCUAUUAAAUCACCACACAGGGCAGGUGUAGCCAUCCCAUAAAUUGGAAGUAGGAAGCUGUUUUUAUUUCAUUACCAGUGGUGAAAAAGGUGAAGAUUUUUAAAAAAAGGCUCAUGGUAUUCUGGCUCCUAAGAACCACUGUCUUGUAAAACCUUCCCUUAAUAAAACAUUAACUUAAGUGCUGUGUAAA